AUGUAUGAUCCUCCCAGCAGUUUGCCUACACCUCCGCCUAUACCCCCCGCCGAACCCAUUCCUGCUCCCAAUGUGGAUGCGCCCUCCAGUCAGUCCGUGUCCAUUGAUCCAUUCCUCGUACCUCCACUCGCCCAGCAUGAAAACUCUACAGCCACAGAAGCUGUAGCCCCGUCGUCUGCACUACAUCAACGAGCAGUCACGACCCCGAUCAGCAGUAGUUGGGGAGAUGCCCCGUCGGAUCUACAAGUACAUAUGCGACAUGAGACUGCUCCUGGAAACACAGACGCCGGAAGCGCUGAUUUAGUUGCUGAUAACACCGGAUCAAGCCCCGAUCCCCCAACUGGAACGGGGUCCGUGGCGAUCAUGAAGAACAAGGAAGUCACCAGGGUUGCGGGUCAAGAUGUCCCGAAGAGGCAGCGAAGUCCUUACGUCAAGUGGAGCAAGGAGGAGGACGAUCUGCUUGCUCAGGCUGUCGCGAAAUACGGACAGAAAUGGGACUUGGUCCAGAAAGCGUUGCCAUCGAGGGGGUAUCAUCAAGUUCGUCAGCGAUGGCUUCGCAAGCUAGGGGUCUUCGACAGCAAACCAGACUUGUCUGCCUUUCAAACUGGUAGUUUCCCAGUCUGGGCUCGCACGCCGGGAUCACCCGUUGCAGCUGAACCUCCUCCAAAUCCGAAGCUGGGACUUGCACCUUUGAGUAGUGAACUUGCUUUUUCGUCUUUUUUAUCUGGGAGAGGGGAGAGUCGACCGUCAUAA
Messenger RNA from Suillus paluster, 753 nucleotides. RefSeq lists its product as uncharacterized. The transcript is spliced from 4 exons. The coding region runs from base 1 to 753 and encodes 250 amino acids. The record is from RefSeq and is a predicted model, not a curated record. Lineage: Eukaryota; Fungi; Basidiomycota; Agaricomycetes; Boletales; Suillaceae.